AUGUUCAGAGAUGACCCCUCUGGCCUGCAUUUCAGCCCCCCCGCGCACUCCUGCAAGGACUGGAUCGGUCCCCCCGACAAGCACUCCAACCUGCGGCCGGUGGUCUUCUACGUGCCCCCUGAGGAGUCGCCCCUGGAGCGGCGGCUGCGGGAGGCGCGGCAGGAGGCCCAGGCCUGCGACCAGCGCUUCUGGGCACGGCACAACUGCGCCUUCCGCCAGGAAAAAGAAGAAUUUAUUUACUCAAGACUGAAAGCCAAGGGUCUGGAAAUGAGAGAUGAAACAGGUCAGAAAGCAACACUGAAUGCAGAAGAAAUGGCUGACUUUUACAAGGACUUUCUAAGUAAAAAUUUUAGAAAGCACAUGCAGUAUAACAGAGAUUGGUAUAAACGUAACUUUACUAUCACAUUCCUCAUGGGACAAGUAGCACUGGCGAGAGCUCUGAGGAGGCUUCGUUGGAAAAAGAAAGAUGCUGGAAAUUAGUGAUCACAGCUGCAUGAAGAAGGCAACACUAGCUAGGCCUGCUAUAAACUUGUUGCUUAUAGUGAUGUUCAGAAUCUGAGUGACUAAUGUAAUAAUUGCUUGAAUCUGUUAGCUAAACUAUGUAAAUAAAAGUUGCCGUUUGUCUUAAUUU
Messenger RNA from Opisthocomus hoazin, 631 nucleotides. Lineage: Eukaryota; Metazoa; Chordata; Aves; Opisthocomiformes; Opisthocomidae. The record is from RefSeq and is a predicted model, not a curated record.